AUGUCCGACGCCUCCCUACGAGCCCGCCAUCCAGAGGGCGGAACCUCGUUCAUCCCCCAAGCAAUCGAUGGGGAUAGGAAAUCGGGGGAUGUGGAAAUCAGCAGCAUUGAGCAUCUGGAAGAUUUGAAGCUCGACGAAACUCAUAGGAGGUUGAAGGUGAGGGAACCGAGGAAAGCCGUGGUCCUCGCUGACAGCAUCGGCGGCACGUUGGGCACCGCGAUUGUCGUUCAGAUAGGCAGCGCCUUGACGAAAGGUGGACCUGGUGUUCUAUUCAUCGCCUUCACUCUGUGGUCUACCUUCAUUCUGGCCAUCAACUCAUGCCUGACGGAGAUGGUUACAUGGAUGCCCAUAUCCUCGCCCUUUAUUCGUUUCGCCGACGCAUUCGUCGAUCCGGCGCUCGGAUUCGCCGCUGGGAUCAACUUCUUCAUCUUCGAGGCGUCGCUAGUGCCCUUCGAGAUCGUUGCAUUCAACCUCGUACUGCGAUUUUGGACCGACAAGAUCCCUGUGGAGGCGGUCUUUGUCUUCAUCCUCGUUUGCUACUUCUUGCUCAACUUCUUUGCAGUACAGUGGUAUGGAGAGUCGGAAUUCUGGCUAGCUAUUGGCAAAGUGAUUCUCGCCGUCGGUCUCAUAUGCUUCACCUUCGUCAUCAUGCUCGGCGGAAAUCCUCUGCAUGAUAGGUUCGGCUUUCGUAACUGGGAUCCUCCAUUCGCAGAGUACAUCAAGACGGGUUCUCUUGGGAGAUUCCUCGGCUUUCUCGCCUGCUUCAUCCAGGCGUCGUUCACCAUAGCUGGCCCCGACUAUGUCGCGAUGACCGCCGGAGAAGCAAGUCUCCCGCGCACGACCCUCCCUCGCGCGUUCAAAAGCGUCUUCUUCCGCCUCAGCACAUUCUUCAUCCUGGGCUCCCUCUGCGUCGGCAUCGUGGUUCCCUACAACGACCCGGACCUUCUGGAUGCGCUCUCGAACGCCAAACCUGGCGCGGGGUCGUCGCCCUACGUGAUUGCGAUGCAGCACUUACAUAUCCGAGGGCUGCCGCAUAUUGUCAACGCGUUGAUUGCCACUUCGAUUUUCAGCGCGGGAAACAGUUACGUGUACUGUGCGAGUCGGACGUUGUAUGGGUUGGCGCUCGAAGGAAAGGUACCGAGGUUCUUCGCGAGAUGUACCAGGAACGGCGUUCCGUACUACUGCGUAGGCUUGACGCUGGCUAUCGCCCUACUUUGCUUCCUCGAGGUCUCCAAUAGCUCAGCCGUUGUGCUUCAGUGGUUCGUCAACCUCGUUACGGCGUCCCAACUUUUAAACUACGCCAUCAUCGCUUACACCUAUCUACGAUUCCACAAAGCCUUGCAGCUUCAAGGGGUCUCGAGAGAAUCCCUCCCGCAUCGUAGCAGAUGGCAACCGUUCUGCGCGUACUACGCACUCGCCGGGACUUUGACCAUGGCGUUCGUCAGCGGUUACACGGUAUUUCUACCAGGUAACUGGGAUGUACCGACCUUCUUGUUUUCAUACACCAUGAUUGGUUUGGUGCCCGUCCUAUUCGUUUUGUGGAAGGUAGUAAAGAGGACGAAGGUGAGUGUUCCACCAUUCCCUUGGUUCCUUGUGCGAGGGCGCUUAUGA
Schizophyllum commune H4-8 is the source of this 1611-nucleotide messenger RNA. RefSeq lists its product as uncharacterized. Gene Ontology annotation, cellular component: membrane. The transcript has 14 exons. Gene Ontology annotation, molecular function: amino acid transmembrane transporter activity. The record is from RefSeq and is a predicted model, not a curated record. NCBI's taxonomy places the organism in Eukaryota, Fungi, Basidiomycota, Agaricomycetes, Agaricales, Schizophyllaceae. The coding region runs from base 1 to 1611 and encodes 536 amino acids. Gene Ontology annotation, biological process: amino acid transmembrane transport.